GGGGAGAGAACGGCCACCAGGCCACCGUGGGAAAAACACCCCCUCCUCCCUUCCUCUGCCAGCCAGGCAAGAGGGACGAAGAGUCUCCCACCAGCCAUAUCAUCAUCACUACCCCAAGACUGAAGCCUGAAUUUUCCUCCAUCUCUUCAUUUCCAGCAGGAAUUGUCAAAAGAGUAUCGCCAUGAAGGGUGAGACCCCUGUCAACAGCACCAUGAGCAUUGGACAGGCCCGCAAGAUGGUGGAGCAGCUGAAGAUUGAAGCCAGCAUGUGCAGGAUAAAGGUCUCCAAGGCAGCGGCUGACCUGAUGACCUAUUGCGACGCUCACGCCUGCGAGGACCCCCUCAUCACCCCCGUGCCCACCUCAGAAAACCCCUUCCGGGAGAAGAAGUUCUUCUGUGCCCUGCUCUGAGCUACGCUUGCCCCGCAGCGUCACCUUCUGGGGCCCAGUAGGCAUCUGGGCCACUCCCCCCUUCCCCUCCCUCUCUCUGGACAUCCUCAGCACCAAAUCAGGGUGGGAUCAGGGUUAGGGAGGCUCCAGGAGACUGGCACUUAGUGGGCUGGUGGGGGAUGGGGAGGAGCUGGCACUCGUUUCCUCUGGCAGCCUCCUCGUUGGUUGUGGAUAUUUGGCCACACCCUAGCGCAACAAACUGAUCCCCUGUGAGUGAGAAAGCCCCCUGCCCUCCUAAGAAGGGACAGCCCUCACUCAGCAGAGCAUGACAGCGGUCACACUCCUGGGGGCCCUGGACACCAACUGCAAUCACAACCACCCACCUGUAACAUGAACUUGCCCCCCCCCUUGAAUCACUCCUUCAAUGGAGUUUUGCUCCUAACCAGGGUUUUUGUAGCAGAAACUCCUUUGCAUAUUAGGCCACACACCCCUGAUGUAGCCAAUCCUCCUGGAGCUUACAGGAGGCCCUGUACUAAGAGCCCUGUAAGCUCUUGGAGGAUUGGCUGCAUCAGGGAGGUGUGGCCUAAUAUGCAAAGGAGUUCCUGCUACCAAAAAAAGCCCUGCUUCCUAACCAGAGGUGCUGAAGCUGUCUCCCCCUUGCUCCCCACCCCCCAAAACGAUAAUGCCAAGGGAAGGGUUCAGGGUAUCCCAAUUUCAGGCUGUUUGUGCCGGUCAUGGCCACCAUGUUAACAGAGAGCACAGAAAGUAAUUAGAUUAAAAGUGGAAAAUCACA
Heteronotia binoei (common prickly gecko) is the source of this 1181-nucleotide messenger RNA. RefSeq names its product G protein subunit gamma 3 (gene GNG3). Gene Ontology annotation, molecular function: G-protein beta-subunit binding. Gene Ontology annotation, cellular component: heterotrimeric G-protein complex. The transcript is spliced from 3 exons. Bases 182 to 409 code for a protein of 75 amino acids. Gene Ontology annotation, biological process: G protein-coupled receptor signaling pathway. The record is from RefSeq and is a predicted model, not a curated record. NCBI's taxonomy places the organism in Eukaryota, Metazoa, Chordata, Lepidosauria, Squamata, Gekkonidae.